This is a messenger RNA of Neopsephotus bourkii (Bourke's parrot), 858 nucleotides long. RefSeq names its product tubulin tyrosine ligase like 2 (gene TTLL2). The record is from RefSeq and is a predicted model, not a curated record. Gene Ontology annotation, molecular function: tubulin binding; tubulin-glutamic acid ligase activity. Lineage: Eukaryota; Metazoa; Chordata; Aves; Psittaciformes; Psittacidae. Gene Ontology annotation, cellular component: cilium. Gene Ontology annotation, biological process: microtubule cytoskeleton organization; protein polyglutamylation.
AAAGAAGAGAUUGGCUAUGUCUGCAGACGGACCUUCAGCGAAUUUCAUUCUUACCUUUGAAUAUUUGGGGUUGAUGACAUGGUCCACUGGCAGAUCAGUAACACAGCGAUUCUCACUCUGCUUGCUGUAACCCCUUUACCAGUGGGCUCUGAUUGCUUUGAGGUCUUUGGCUUUGACAUCUUGAUCGAUGACAAAUUCAAGCCAUGGCUUCUAGAAGUCAACUACAGUCCAGAAUUUUUAGACUGUUUCACUGAUGACACUGUGGAAAUAAAACUUCCUCAUGAUAUUGUUGUACUGCUGAACUACAAACAGACGGACAUUUUGAGGCAAAAUCAAUUUUGAGGCAAGCCUGGGAUAAAGGGUGGCAGAAGGUGGAUACUCUGGAGCACAGCUAGUGAGAGUACCAUCGAGGAGACUCCUGGUUUCCUUGCUUGCAAAACAGUGGCUAAAUGUACUGCUGCUUCUUCUGCACAGCCUGCCCUGCAGGCUGCCAGAGGAUCAAUUCAAAUGCUGGCUACCCUGACAGAGAAAACUGCCAGAGCACAUCGGAAAAUGCUGACUUCUCAGCUGCAGGAAAGGGUGAACAGGCCAAAGAUACCCUCCCAAGCAAAAGUUGAAACUAAAAAUAACCAGUUCCCAGGAGCUGGGCAUUCUGCACACAUUUCUGCCCAACUCAGCUGUCGGAUACCUACGUCUGACUUCCGCAACUACAGGUUUACCACAUGCCCCUAUAUUUCUGAUAAAAAACAGAGGCCUGUCCCCCAUGUAGGAGAUUUUGUCUUUGUUUUUCCUUUUAACAAAGCUGCACUUCAAGCUUCCAGGGAAAGGACAGAUAUAAAGGACUUCAUAAGGAAAUAA